Molecule: messenger RNA, 3377 nt
Organism: Cataglyphis hispanica
Lineage: Eukaryota; Metazoa; Arthropoda; Insecta; Hymenoptera; Formicidae
Exons: 5
Coding region: 468-2750 (760 amino acids)
Source: RefSeq, a predicted model, not a curated record
GCAGGAGAGACGAUGAAUGAGUCAGAUCAUGAAAGAGGCGUAGGAGAAGCGCGGAGUCAACGAGGAGGGCGAGGACGAGGCUGAGCGAACGUCUCGGCGGGAGUCGCCUUAUGCCGCUCGCAUGUGUCACGUCGCGCUAAUUAAAUUCUAACAAGACGUCUAGUCGCUCAAGACGAGAUAUCAGAUCGGUCGGUCAUUUGCACACAUUCGUCUUUGUCGACUUUUCUCUUCUUUCGUCUUUUAAUCCGUGGCAGAUACACGUUUUUACAUAAAUCUUUUCGCGAACGUCGAUUAACCCGGGUCUCGAGGAACCAACGAAAUUCGAAUUUCUCUAGCAGAAAAAGGAGCUAAUGGAGAAAUGAUACUCACAUUGCCGUUCGUACCAUAGACUCUUGGAAUUCGAUGGAAAAUUUCAAACUUGUUCCAAUUGCCACAAUUUUUGCUCAAGAGUAAUCGGCUGUCGCGAUAUGGAAAUCGAUGCGAACAUUAGCGACGUAUUACGCGAAGUGAUAGCAUUUUUGGAAUGCCUUCGCGACGCGCAACUUCCACUUACGCUGGAGAAUCUGCGAGAGAAACUGUUGGCGCGCUCGAGGGAAACUCUAAGCGUUACAACGAUGACUCGAGGGUCCCCGGAACCUUAUCUCGAUAUGAACUCGGGUCCGAAAAGCCUAUUGUUAAGGAAGAACGAAAUCGACUCAGAGGAAUACAUAGGAAUGGAAGAAUCUAAGAAGCAGAAUCAUCAGGAUUAUAUAUAUAAUUAUGAAACCUUCCAAAACGAAGAUGAAAUUGUCGCUGAGGACGAAUGUGCCGAGCAAAACGACGACGAAACGGAGGAAGGCCAAACGUUAAUUAGGAUCUAUAAGAACCUAUCGGCGGCGCAGAUCAAAAGCAAGUGUCACAAGUGCGGUCCGCUAUACAAGAAGGAAGGGAAGAAGCUGUUCUUAUCGGAGAGCCGUGCCUGCUGGAUCGCGCUCGUCGGAUCACAUUUGCUCGUUUAUCGGAGCGAACGACACAAUCGACCGUACGCGAUUUAUCCUAUUCGCGGAUACAUGGCUCGAGCGGCGCCGAAUUUAAUAUCGCGUUCUCGCGAUAGGCAAAAGAGCGAAUCUGCUUUCGAAAUGUACCGCCCGGGGAACGAAACAUUACGUUUCAUCGCGAGAACGCCUAAGGACAUGGACCAAUGGAUAACAAAGAUCUGCGAAGUGGGUUGCGCGAAAAACGCGAAGAACAAAACGGAAACCCGCAGAAAACGACGAAUCCUCGUCACCGAAUCCCUGAUAGAUUCCAACGAGAUCACGAUCCGGUAUCGAGACGCAGAAGAAUCGAUCGUUGACAAGCCAACGAUUAAAGGCGAAUUGGCAAAUAAUAAAGACGAAGAGGUCGAGCAAAUAAGGGAUAGAAUCGGAAGCCCGCCUCCCUUACCUACCCGGAUACCGCGAAGGUUACCCUCUUUACCUCCUGACAACGAUACGAUACCUUCCUACAGAGCGGCCAUCGAGGAUGACGAUGACGACGAUGAUAUUUAUCACAAGAUCGAAGAUUUGAGAAAUGGAACGCGUUAUCAGAAUAUGGUACUGUCGAGGAAACAAAGAGCCGAUGAGAAGCCAGAAGUCGUCGCGUAUGAUGAUGUUUACGCACCCGAGGAAACUAAUAACGAAGAAGAGAUGCGGAAGGAAAGAUCUUGCGAUGCGAUACUAUCUGAGGAGACGUACGACGAUAUCGUCGUUCUUUCGCGAAUCAACGCUAUUAACGCAAACAACGAACGGCAGAAUCACGAUCGUCCUAUCGUCGACGAAGAAGAACGCGAAGACUUUUACGACGACGUGGAAAAUUUGAUUUCAAACGAGAAAUUUGCCAAAGACCGUGCAAAGGAUCAAAUUGAAAUAUCAAGCAAAUCACCGCAGAAGAAGUCUUUUCUGGAUAGAGUUUUAAGUAGAAAGGAAUCGCCCGGCAAAUCGGACAAGAGAUAUAAAGGAAAAGCUUCAUCGAGUCCCCCGCCGGUCUUGCCUAAGGAAGAAAUGUCUACUUACGACGAUGCGUCCGAUCUGACGCCGAAUCGUGAAUCUUUAGCGGAUGAAGGGGAAGAAUUGUCGGAAUACAACUGUCCUCCCCCACCUAGGCCAGUUUAUACGACAUCGACAAUCCUAAACGGUCCUAAUCGAAUCGAAGAAUUUUACGAUGAUGUUAAUGCCUAUAAAAAUAAGCAAACGAACCUGCGAUCGUUGCAGGAGUCGGGUGUGAAAACUACGAUAAGAAAGGAAAAUACGAGUAAUGCUAACAUGAGACUGGAGGCGAACAACGAUCCUUUCCGGGAAGAGAUCGAACAUUAUCAGUCGCCGAGGAGUGAUUUAUGUAUUCAUGAUACUGCGAAGAUUGAGGAAAAUGAAGAAUUAUACGAUGAUAUAGCGCUAUGGGUGGAUUUCACGGCGCGACAAAAAGACAUUAGCGAGAAAAAGGAGGCGAACGAAGACUCAACGAAAUCGAUCAUCAAUUUCGAUAAAAGAUCGUGGAAUCGGUUUACUGUCAACAGAAAAUCGCGAACAAGCGAUUCCAUCGAGACGAAUAGACGAAGCGGCGCAAACGAGUGCGAGGAGAUCGAGGAUUCCUGCGAAGGAAACGGCGCGGCCAAGAGGAAUACCUUUAAGAAAUUGAUUAGCAGAAUGGAAAAUUCUUUAGCCAAAGUUUCCGCGAGAGGAAAUCCGUCCUCCCUUCCGACAGGCAAAUCGAGUACAGUAAACAAUAAUUCAUAAAAGUGUCAUCGGAAUUUAUGUGUAUUUAAUUUGAGAGAAUCUAUAAUUUUACCGACUAUAUACGUAAAGAUAUACGUAAAGAUAUACGUAUAGAUAUACAUGCAUUAAAUAAUUUUAAUAAUAUUUAAUUAUUUUCCUGUACACGCAUUCUACAUGCUUAUCUUUGGCUAUGCAUAACGAAAUCGAAACAAGUUUGGCCAAGAAAUUUAGAUCAUAGUUGGUCUAAAAUCGAGCGUAAUUCAAAAAAGGAAGCAAAAAACUUUGAAUAUAACGAGAGCACGACAACAUGCACAUUCUCUCUUUUUUAGGAGCGCAACAAUUAAGAGAAAGUAACAAAAUAAAAGAGAAUGUAAUAGAGAGAAAAAAUAUCUCUCAAAACAUUGACAUAAGUCUCUUAAAUAUAAAGUCUCGCGAUAUAUGUAUUCUAAUUUGAUAGCAAUUCAGUUAUGUUUGUAUUUUGUUUGUUAUUCAUUUAUAAGAUAAACUGACUUGUAUCGAAGUUAUAUAUAAUUUAAAUAGUGAUAAUGCAACGGAAAAUAUACCUUCUUUGACAAUAUUUUUACUAAUAUUCUUCCUUCCGUGAUUUUUUUAUCAUAUUUCUAUAGUACUCUUCAAUUAAUGUAUUUU